AUGUCUGCUGUUCCCACCACUUCAUCCAAGGGCCGCGUCCUUCUCGCCUACUCAGGCGGACUCGACACUUCCUGCAUCCUCGCCUGGUUAAUCGAGCAGGGCUACGAAGUCAUGUGCUACAUGGCUAACGUCGGACAGGAAGAGGACUUUGACGCUGCCGUCGUCAAGGCCAAGGGUUGCGGAGCCACCAAGAUCUUUGUCGAGGACUUGCAACGCGAAUUCGUCGAGGAGUUGAUCUACCCCGCUGUCCAGGCCAACACCAUCUACGAAGGAGUCUACCUCCUCGGUACCUCCCUUGCCCGCCCCGUCAUUGCUCGUCGCCAGAUGGAGAUUGCAGCUCGUGAGAACUGCCAGUAUGUGUCGCAUGGAUGCACUGGAAAGGGUAACGACCAGGUCCGCUUCGAGCUUGCCUACUAUGCUCUCAAGCCAGACAUCAAGGUCAUCGCUCCUUGGCGUGUUCCAGCGUUCUACGAGCGCUUCCAGGGUCGCAAGGACUUGCUUGCCUAUGCCGCUGAAAAGAACAUCCCCGUCGUCCAGACCGCCGCCAAGCCUUGGUCGACCGAUGAGAACCUCUUCCACAUCUCCUACGAGGCUGGUAUCCUUGAGGACCCCGAUGUCACCCCUCCCAAGGACAUGUGGAAGCUCACCGUCGACCCCGAGGAUGCCCCCAACACUCCCGAGCGCAUCACCAUCGAGUUUGCCGAGGGCAAGCCCACAAAGGUCAUCAACACCACCAACGGCAACAAGGAGGUCACCGGAGGACUCGAGAUCUUCCUCUACUUGAACCAGCUGGCCCGCCAGAACGGAAUCGGUCGUUUGGACAUUGUCGAGAACCGUUUCAUCGGUAUCAAGUCCCGCGGGUGCUACGAGACCCCCGCCGGCACGAUCUUGCGUGUCGCCCACAUGGAUCUUGAGGGUCUGACGCUGGAUCGUCAGGUCCGCAACUUGCGCGACCAGUUUGUGACCCCCCAGUACUCCAACGUCCUCUACAACGGCCAGUACUUUUCGCCCGAGGCCGAUUUCUUGUUGGCGUCAAUUGCUGCUUCGCAGAAGACUGUCAACGGUGAGGUCCGUCUGAAGUUGUACAAGGGCAAUGUGAUCGUCGAGGGUCGCUCGUCCAAGACCAACAACCUGUACGAUAUGGAGGAGUCGUCGAUGGAUGUUCAUGGAGGAUUCUCUCCCAUUGACUCUGAGGGCUUUAUCAAGAUUCAGUCGAUCCGCCUCAAGAAGUGGGGCCUCAGCCAGAAGCUUGUCUAA
Linnemannia hyalina is the source of this 1257-nucleotide messenger RNA. Lineage: Eukaryota; Fungi; Mortierellomycota; Mortierellomycetes; Mortierellales; Mortierellaceae. The record is from the annotation of a GenBank genome assembly.